CUCUCUCUAUAUCUCUCUCCUCGCGAUUCCAUCUUUCAAUUGAUGAUUCAUUCAUACGAUUCACUCGCCAUCAUAAACUUAUCUCGAUUUCUUCUUCUGAUCAUUCCUUGCUUUUCAAUCUGAUUUCACCAUCUCUCAAUUUCAAGAACCCUAAUGGGCUAAACUUGGCAUUACAUGGGAGGUAUAGAAGACACUGAACCGCCUUUGAAACGUGUGAAACUUCCUCCAGGAGAUUUACAGGAAUCAUUUGGAACCUCAUCUAACACAUCGUCUGUAUUUGGCUCUUUUGGAGCUUCAAUGGCACGGCCACUAUCCUCCCAAGAAGAUAGUAAAACGGUCGGUUCAAAAGGAGUUAUCAAAAGAGAGGAGUUUGUCAAGAUUAUAACCAGGGCAUUGUAUUCUCUUGGGUACAACAAAGCAGGGGCUCUUCUUCAAGAGGAGUCGGGAAUACAGGUGCACUCAUCAGCAGUAAGCAUUUUUAUGCAGCAAGUAGUAGAUGGAAAAUGGGAUGAAAGUCUUGCUACUUUGCGAAAGAUAAAUUUCUGUGAUGAAACAAACGUGAAAUCUGCAUCUUUCUUAGUAUUGGAACAAAAGUUCCUGGAGCUUUUAAGGGAGAAGAAAAUCAUGGAUGCUAUAGGUACUCUUAGGAACGAGAUUACACCUCUUUCAGUAAAUGUAGGCAGAGUUCAUGAGCUAGCUACCUGGGUUAUUUCUCCAUCCCGAUCUGCCUCAUCUGGACAAUGCAAUAAUGAUUAUUCUGACCAGAGUUCCCGGUCAACUUUUCUUGAGGAACUGAAGAAGUUGCUUCCUGCAGCAGUUAUGGUGCCUGAAAGCAGGUUAAUUGAUCUGGUUGAACAGGCCAUUGACAUGCAACGCGUUAAGUGUACUUAUCACAAUUGUAAUGACUCUGAAGCGUCCCUGUUGACUGACCAUCAUUGCGGAGAAAAUCAAAUUCCUUCACAAACUUCACAGGUGUUGCAUGGACAUGAUGAUGAAGUUUGGUUUUUACAAUUUUCCCAUGGUGGUAAAUUUCUGGCUUCGUCUUCAAAAGAUCGAUCAGCUAUUAUAUGGGAGGUCAAAGAGAAUGGGCAUGUGGCGCUGAAGCACAGAUUGACAGGGCAUCAAAAGCCUAUAUUGAUGGUUUCCUGGAGCCAUGAUGACCAUCAGCUCCUUACUUGUGGAAUGGAAGAGAUUGUGAGGCGAUGGGAUGUUGAUUCUGGUGAAUGCCUCCAUAUUUACGAAAAGACGGGAGUUGGGUUUGUGUCUUGUGGAUGGCUCCCAUAUGGAGAGGGGAUAACAACUGGCAUGACUGACAAGAGCAUUUGUUUGUGGGAUUUAGAAGGGAGAGAAGUGGAGUGUUGGAAAGGACAGAGGACACUUAAUACAUCGGACAUGGCAGUAACUGAUGAUGGGAAUAGAAUCCUAAGCAUGUGUAAAGAAACGGCAAUACUGUUGUUGGACAAAGAAGAAAAGGUAGACAGACUUAUUGAAGAAACCCAAGUGAUUACUUCGUUUUCUUUGUCAAUAGACAACAAAUUCAUUCUCGUCAAUCUUGGAAAUCAAGAAAUUCACCUCUGGAGUAUUCAUGGUAAACCAAAAAUUGUUCACAAGUAUGAGGGACAUAAACGCACUCGGUUUCUAAUCAGAUCGUGUUUGGGUGGAGUAGAUGAAGCGUUUGUUGCUAGUGGGAGCGAAGAUUCACAGGUAUACAUAUGGCUGAGAGGCAAUGAAGAGCUGAUAUCAAUUCUACCUGGGCAUGCAGGAUCGGUUAAUUGUGUUAGUUGGAAUCCUAGAAACAGUCACAUGCUGGCAUCGGGAAGCGAUGAUCGCACGAUUAGGAUAUGGGGUAUCCCAAGUAGCAGCAGUAGCAGCAGCAGUAUGAAGAGCAGUUGCAGUCAAAGCAAUGGAGAUGUUUAUCACUCAAAUGGGAAAAUCUAAGGUGGAGUUGCUAAGAAAGAAAGGAAGAAAGAAAGAAAGAAAGUCUGAUUGAUUUGUCAUCUUCUACUCUUUUAAUUCAAUGUUUUUCUUUUACUUCAUUUGUAUAAACAAAACCUUUGCUUUGAUUCUGGCAUCAUACCUAUCAUAUGCCUGUCUAUCUAUGUACUCACUUUUAUCAGCUAUUCAACUGAAUGUUCAAAUUAA
This is a messenger RNA of Impatiens glandulifera, 2142 nucleotides long. RefSeq names its product WD repeat-containing protein 26 homolog. Gene Ontology annotation, molecular function: protein binding. The coding region runs from base 175 to 1938 and encodes 587 amino acids. The transcript is spliced from 5 exons. The record is from RefSeq and is a predicted model, not a curated record. Lineage: Eukaryota; Viridiplantae; Streptophyta; Magnoliopsida; Ericales; Balsaminaceae.